Molecule: messenger RNA, 364 nt
Organism: Notothenia coriiceps (black rockcod)
Lineage: Eukaryota; Metazoa; Chordata; Actinopteri; Perciformes; Nototheniidae
Product: UDP-glucuronosyltransferase 2A3-like
Exons: 3
Molecular function (GO): glucuronosyltransferase activity
Source: RefSeq, a predicted model, not a curated record
CCCACCAGUGCCUGUGAGACAAUGGGUAGAGCAGAUAUCUGGUUGAUGCGAACCUACUGGGAUUUUGAUUUCCCUCGUCCUUUCCUCCCUAACUUCAUAUUUGUUGGUGGAAUCCACUGCAGACCGGCUAAACCUUUACCAGAGGAUAUGGAGGAGUUUGUGCAGAGUUCUGGAGAUGCUUGCAUUGUGGUCUUCACUUUGGGAUCAUUCAUCAAGAACAUUAAUACAGAGAAGGGAAACAUGGUCGCCUCAGCACUCGCUCAGAUCCCACAAAAGGUGCUGUGGAGAUACAGUGGAGAAAAACCAGCAACUCUGGGUGCCAACACCAGAAUAUACAACUGGAUACCUCAGAAUGACCUGCUGG